Molecule: messenger RNA, 821 nt
Organism: Megachile rotundata (alfalfa leafcutting bee)
Lineage: Eukaryota; Metazoa; Arthropoda; Insecta; Hymenoptera; Megachilidae
Source: RefSeq, a predicted model, not a curated record
GAGCUGCCGAAAAGGUGACAUACGACACAGCGCUCUCUUUUCGUUUCCGAUUACCGUCAGUCCACACGAUUGUACAACAUACAACGAUGCAUCCAGUCAGCAGUGUCGCGAUUCUUGCAUUCCUAUGCUGUCUUUUGGUAACGUAUUCCACUGCUAAUAACGAUGCUCAAUUGUCGGAAGAGAGCGGUGUUGCGAUCUACGAUCAAGGUGCCGAAAUAAGGGAAGGUGACCAGAGGGAUGCAACGACUCCGUUAAACAGACAAAAAAGAACGCUUUUCCUGAAAAAGAAACUGAUCGGUGCAGGACUCUUAGGUUUUGGCUUAGGCAUCGCGAAAGGAUACAAAGCUGGAUAUUAUUCAGCCCCGCAAGUGCGUCACGUAUAUCUCUCGUCGCCCCCGCCAUCCACCAAAUACGUCGAAUACGUCGAGAAGCCUAUUUACGUCGAAAGAAUAAUCGAAAGGCCGGCUCCUGUUUUCAAACCGAUACACGUCGAAUACGCGGCAGAGUCUUCUCCUUACGGGAGCUGGUAACGCGAAAGAUGCAUCGGUAUACGCUUUUCGAACGUUCCUCGUGGAUACAUUGGAUAAUCACAACCUAAUUAAACAAGACAGCGAAAGAGAGAGAAGAAGAGAAUCAGAGAGCAUAUGUGCAAGAUAAAUGCAGAGAUCAAGAAGAAUACCCGUCAUUGUAUUUCCAUCGAAAUUUCGUUCUUGUUGUAUCCACGUAAAUGUGUACGGCUAUGACUUUAUUGUUACGUUAUUAGUUUAAGUUGUAUCAAUCGAUCAUUGGAAACGAUAUUAAAUUAAAGCGGUGUCGUUUUG